CAUUAAUUUCUCACAUUGCGAAGUACCAAUAAUAUUGCUACCUAUUCAAGAAUUCAGUAUUUGAUUUCAAGCUGUUGUGUAUCAUAUUUAUAUGUUGUUUGUAAACACUAUUAUUACAAAGGUAUAAACUAACGAAAAUUAUGGGUAAAGAUAAGAAAAAAGGUAUAAAGGGAAAUGUUUUUAAAGUAGCUGGUGCUAAAAGUUUAAAAAAAACAAAAGCUAAGGCAGUUAACCUAGGUUUAAAAAACUUAAAACAAAAAGUUGUAGAUAUGGAUAAAGAGUUCUUAGAUAUCAAAAACAACCCAAAGCCUAAACAAGAAACUGAUAAACCUGUUACUAAGCCUGUUCAAAAGAAAAAGGACAAAAAUAUUACUAAAGAAGAUGUAGCAACAGCAGUAGAUCAAAUUGUGAAAAUGGAUAUAUAACGGAAUAAUUGGACAGUUACAUUGUUAUUUAGUAUUAAGCUUAAAAUAAGGGAUGGAUGAAUAAAGAGUCCAAAUAUACAUUGUAACUAUUUAAAUUAACAAUAAAUAAAUUUUACUAUACUA
This is a messenger RNA of Nymphalis io (European peacock), 548 nucleotides long. RefSeq lists its product as uncharacterized. The coding region runs from base 141 to 425 and encodes 94 amino acids. The record is from RefSeq and is a predicted model, not a curated record. The transcript is spliced from 2 exons. Lineage: Eukaryota; Metazoa; Arthropoda; Insecta; Lepidoptera; Nymphalidae. Gene Ontology annotation, biological process: ribosome biogenesis.